Liolophura sinensis is the source of this 4907-nucleotide messenger RNA. Its product is annotated as tripartite motif-containing protein 2-like. Bases 86 to 1486 code for a protein of 466 amino acids. NCBI's taxonomy places the organism in Eukaryota, Metazoa, Mollusca, Polyplacophora, Chitonida, Chitonidae. Gene Ontology annotation, biological process: proteasome-mediated ubiquitin-dependent protein catabolic process; protein polyubiquitination. The transcript has a single exon. Gene Ontology annotation, molecular function: ubiquitin protein ligase activity; protein binding. The record is from RefSeq and is a predicted model, not a curated record.
UGACGGUUGUAAAGGCCGAGAACAACAGGGGGAGGUCUUCCCUCGCAGUUUUAAAUCUGUGACAGUUUUUUGACAAAGCCCAACAAUGUCAACCGAUUUAGCGGCCAGAAUACAAGAGGAUCACCUCACCUGCCAAAUAUGUUUCCAAGCGUUCACAAAGCCAAAAGCGCUGCCGUGCCUACAUACAUUCUGUGAAGAAUGCCUUCGGGAUUAUACAGUAAGUCGCAGUUACGACACCGUGGGGCAGUUCCAAUGUCCCAUGUGUAGGAAAGCGAUCGACAUCCCGCCGGGCGGGGUUUCCAAUUUCCAGGAUAAUCAUUUAGUCCAGAGUUUGUCCCAUACAGUUGUCGGCCCGGAGAUUGCCGGUGCUACUAGAAUCCAAGCUGAAGGGAGCGAUGUAGACCCCAGUUUUCGCCCAAUCCCAGCACCUAGGAAAUCAAAACUCAAACCAGAGCCAGAGGUUGAAAAUGAACCCGAGCUGAAGCCACCACCGCCUUAUCCAGUGCCACCCCCACUUAACCUGCCUACCCCACUACCCUCAACAGGCUUUUACCCAGAGCUUCCAGCUCUAAGCCCAACAUCACCCCAGCCCCUUCAAAGACCUGUUAUUGCAUGUAGCAAUGGACUUGUUGAACAAAUCGGUAAAUACGGUCCUUCCCGGAUGGACUUUCAACGCCCAAAGGGACUUGCUGUGGGCUUGAAAAAUGAAAUAAUUGUUUCGGAUUUGGGUGGGAAUAGAAUAUUUGUGUACAGCCAUGGUGGUCAUUUACAAUGCUAUUUUGAAUGUGACUGUGUGGUUCAUGACUUGACAGUUACACCGAGAGGUACGAUACUGGUAGCUGUGAACAAAGCCAAGUCUGCAAUCAUGAGAGAGUACUCCCUGACCGGUCGUCUGAUUGCAAGCUAUGGGAAUUACUACAAGUUUGAAAAUCCCAGCGGCAUCGCGCUGAAUUCUGAAGGGUUUUCAGUCGUCACUUGCCUGGACAGUUGCGUCAUGUAUAUCUUCACAGAUCAGAAAAAAAUGUCGCAGAAGGUUGGCAGUAAAGGGAGUGGGAACGACCACUUUUUGUCUCCGUAUCACGUCGCCGUGAACAACAAGGAUCAGAUUUUUGUCUCGGACUGUGGUAAUAAUUGUAUCAAAAUGUUCAGCAAAGGUGGUAAGUUCAAGAUGAGUAUAGGGCGUGAGGGAUCGGGGCCAGGAGAAUUGAAGGCCCCCCUAGGAAUCUGUUCAAAUGUUGACGGGUAUAUCAUUGUCGCAGACAGCGGAAACAGCCGUGUACAGGUUUUCAAUCAAAAGGGACAAUACUAUUGUGUUCCAGUUCAACACACAGAGAAAAUCGGAGCCGAGGUUAAACCCACAAAUGUUGCAGUGACGUCUCACAAUAAUCUUGUUGUGCUGUUGUCAGGAAAGCAGUUUGCGGAAGUUCGAGUGUAUUCGUUCAAGUCAGAAAAUGGAGUGUACUGUUCCACCUGCUAUGUUCAAUAAGAGAAACUUCUGCUCCAGCCAAUUAGAAGUACAGAGUAUUUUUGUUAACUAAUGCUUUAUUUCAGUUUUGGACUUUUUUUUUCACAUUCAUGAACUCAAAAUGUUAAUGUACAAAGUAGGAGUUAGACUAUGUAGUCUUCAAGUUUAACUAUGAUUCAUGUAGUUCGGUCACUGGUACAUUUUCUAGACUGAAAUGAACCAGUGUCGCAGUUGAAUUUCAGUUAUAUGUGCAAUCAUGCAGAAUUUUAAAAUGUUAAGUGGUGGAAGUGAAAUAUUUCUAAUUUUAUUGUAAAAACAUAAUCUUGACAAGGAUUUCCAUUUGGUUUGCAAUAACUGAGCAAAACAAAUGUACUUGUAAUUUAAUUAACAUGAUGCCAUUGAGAAAAGAAGCUUCAGUGUGAGACUUUUUUGUGUGUAUGUACAUGUAGAUAUAUAACUUCGAUACAUGUACUCUGCCCAGUUUUUAGUGGUGAAUACCAAGUUUCACUACAUAUUCUUAGUGAAAAUUGCCAUUCAUUCAGAAAUCUGCAGUUAGUUUUUGUUUGAGUCGGUUAUUUCAUAUGCCGGACAGAAUGAAUGUUAUACUCUAAAUAAAAAGCAAAAUUAUUACUGUAUCAUUGGAUUCCGAAAACUAAGCCAAAUGUAGAAGGAAACACCAAUAACAGGGAGCACUUGUACACGUGUAACAUUGUAAAAUGUAUUGGUACAUUCUCUUGUUAUGUCACAGUUUAAAGUAGUGUCAAGCAGUAGCAUGUAUCAAUUCAAUUUAUCAUAUUUAAAGUUGUCUGUUUAUUUAUCUGUCAGAAAUGAAAAUGGCCCUUCUUGAAACAUGAUUUGUCUAUCUUCAACAUAAUCCUCACAAAUUCAGAGGGCGUUUCAAUAAAAAAAUUAGUAGAAUGUAAAUCAAAAUUGAAAAACAAAAGCCCUUACAAACAUGUACACAAUACUAGGCAUGAGUUGAUGUCUUUGUUAACUUCGUUAACGUGUGACCUAAAACUGUAUGGGAAUGCCUUAUCAUAAACCCGCAGUUGGAUUUUAUGCAAUGGUACCUAAUUGAUACCAACACUACGUUGCCAAUGUAGCAAGUUUUAUUAUGAGGGUCUGUGUAAUAUGUACAAUAAUGUACAUGCUAAUGUUAUCAAUAAAUUAUUUUUAUAUUUUAAUCCCAUGCCAUUUAAAUGGGAGAGUAACUGCAAGGGAGAUGAUUUAGUGUGGCGGUAACUCCCUAUAAGACAGCAUAAACAUAACAAAAAAGUCACACGCACAUAUGUAUGUUGAUGCAGUGACAAUAUUUUUCAAAUAUAAUUAAAAUCACACAAAAAAAGUGGUUGGAUGGACGGACAGACUGAACACCACGUCCUAAUGCAAACACAUGUAUACAUGUACCUACAAGCACAUAGCUGUGGGAAAAAAAUAAAUAAACAAAGGGAGAGAAGAGUGUAUUGUAAACAAUCUUUCUGUCCGAAGAAGUCUAAAUGUCUAUUUAAGAAUUUAUUUCUUUACUUAUGUCUGUCUCCGUUUUAUUGUGUUUUUGAAAUAAAUUUCCUUCCAAUUAUGUGUUGAUAAUUAGUGCUACACAUGUAUGUACAUUUCUGCACACUUUUCAGUUUUCUGUUUGCUAUUUAAUAAUUUAUUUAAAUUUAUGCACUUUCAUUUACAUUAUAAUACAUUUACAAUUUUACUUGCAAGAUCAGUUGUUAAUUUGAAGUAUUUUAUAUUGGCUUCACUUUCGUGUAGCGUUUGUCUUAAAUUGGCCUUGAAUGAUCAGCAUUAUAUAUGUAUGACACCCAAAAGAUAUAACAUAUUUUCCUUUUUUAUUUGUGAUUUCUUGAAAUACAGUAACCCUCCAUCUUUAAUACAAGAUACAUUUUUUCAGUGAGUUCAGUAACAUGGGUACAUUCUGGGAACUUUGUCAGAGGUGCAAGGAUGGGUUGAAAAGUGAGAUUGUUUUCAGAGAUCAAAGUAUUUGGUCAUUCACUUGUUUCCAAGAGCUCAAAGAAAAAUGAUGACCUCAAAUGAAGUCCAGGACUUCACACUGAUGAUUUAUGCAAAUAUUCAUAAUAUUCAUUCAGACACUGUUGUACUUUUCUGCUGCCAUUAUAUUUUACAAUCUUGCUAAAUGGAAAGCUUAGCAUAUCAAAACAUUUUGAGACGUACUUUUAAUAGACUGGAUGUUUUUUUUCUUCUUCUGAUGUAAGAAGACUGCAAGUCCAAAUUUUGUAUAUUGCCUGUGACAACUCUGGUGUGCAGUGUUGGUGUGUUUUUAUUGUCUGUCAUUUUAGUGAACUGUAUAAGAAUAAUCAAUACACAUGCGAUCAGUUUUAUACAAAAUAUUUUAUAAGUGUUUAGUAGAUAACCUGUAAAUAUCUCCAGCUUGGCUCAUGCUCUUUGGUUAUGUUUGUAUACCGAACUUUGUCUGUGUUUGCUACAAUGUGGGAAUAUCUCCAUGAUUGAGCAACAAAAAAUUCGUCCAAUGGCUUCAAAAGACAUGUGUACUGCUUUUUUGAUGAAAAAGACAUGUGUACUGCUUUUUUGAUGAAAAAGACGUGUACUGCUUUUUUGAUGAAAAAGACAUGUACUGCUUUUUUGAUGAAAAAGACAUGUGUACUGCUUUUUUGAUGAAAAAGACGUGUACUGCUUUUUUGAUGAAAAUUUUCAAAGUGUAUAUAACAGGUCAGUACAUAUAUUGUCUUGAAAUGAAAGAAGAAAGCUCUAAUUUUUGUGGUACAAAAGGCAAUAAUCAGGAGGCUUUGUGAAGUGACAAAACAUCACCAAGUAUUUGUAUAUUUUAAUGUUCACGUGUGUUCGUUUGUGACACUCUGGCGGGGAGAAUUCUGAUUUAAAUCAGAUUAUGUUUAACUUAACAAGUUACUGCAUUCACUUCAGAAAACCACAUAUAUCAGUAAUGAAGAGGAACUUACGAAAAUGUGUGGUGGUUAUGGUGAUGUGGAAAUACAGUGUAACCAUAAUUACAGGCAGUAAGUUUUGCACAGGCAUACUCAUAAAAAGCCAACAACUCAUCAUGGGGUUUGUCUGCAGUGAGUUUGUGGAAUGCAUUUAGCUCACCAGGGGUUUGCCUGCAGUGAACUUGUGGAAUACCAGUGGUGAAGCAAUGGCUUGUGACUGAGAAAUGGGAGUCUGGUUGGCUGCAUGGUUCUCAGUAUUGCCAGCAAAAAGCAUGCCUCAAUCACAAGCAGAGGAAAGUUAAUGGGAAGCAAUACUGAGUUACGGCCAAGAUAGGAUUAGUGCGAUCUGGACGUCACCUAAGGAAGGAUAACUCAAUGGUAUAAUCCACUGGGCUCUAUCAUUGAGUAGUUGGUUGUAUCACUCAGUUAUCUUUCCUUAGACAACAUCUAGGUGGCGCUGGGCUAUCUUGUCUUGGGUCAUAAUGCAGUAGUCUUCACCACUGUGCUGACACCUA